UCAACAUUUCAACAUAAGACAGGAUUCAGUUGCCGCCAGUGUUUCUUCGCUCUCACCAAUGACCAACUUUGGGUCGUAACCUCGUCCUUGUCGAAUCUUUUUAUCGCUGUUCCUUCUUCGUCACCUGCUUAAUAACGCGUGCACAAGCGUCACUCCUCUACAGACCCAAAAGUUUAGACAAAGUUCUUGACACAGAGCGCUGUCUUGAAGAUCGUAAUUGUGUUGUUUCAUUUGGCCCCUUCAAUAAGCUUUACCUAUCCCUUACCUUAAACUUUUCAACCUCGUCAACAGCAUCAAAUACUAUAAUAGAUUUCUAUUUACAUUAAUUUUUCCAUGGAAGCUCAACAGAUUAUUUCCAGAUUUUGCCCAAAAUCAUCACUAGCUCCAUCAAUUCCAAUGGUGAAGCAACCCUUCUCUUUAAAUUUCCCUCAUCUACACUCUUUAUCGUCAUACCCUUUUCUCCAGUCUCAGAAUCUUGGAGCCCCUACUGGAGCUUUACAUGCUAUCAGCGUUGUGGAUAAAGAAGUUUAUUCUAGUUCUUGGAGAAUAUGGUGUAGCAAGAGUAGUAGUAGUACUGCAGAACCAGAGGAGGACCGUAAGUUGAGGGCUCAGGUUACAGUGAGAAGGAAAAAGCUAGCAGUUUUCGUGUCUGGCGGAGGAUCCAACUUCAGAUCAAUUCACGAGGCCUCUAAAAGGGGAUCGCUUCAUGGAGAUGUUACUGUAUUGGUCACAAAUAAAAGAGAGUGUGGAGGUGCACAGUAUGCAAGAAAUAAUGGUAUCCCAGUUAUAUUGUUCCCUAUAGCAAAGGAUGAACCCGAAGGAUUAUCUCCUAGUGACCUUGUUGAUACACUAAGGAAAUUUGAGGUGGAUUUUGUUCUUUUAGCUGGAUACCUCAAAUUGAUACCUGUGGAAUUGAUCCGAGCUUAUGAAAGAUCUAUAUUCAACAUUCAUCCAUCACUUCUUCCAGCUUUUGGAGGCAAGGGCUACUAUGGCAUGAAGGUUCAAAAAGCAGUAAUUGCUUCUGGAGCAAGGUUUUCAGGUCCUACCAUUCAUUUUGUUGACGAACACUAUGACACAGGGCGUAUCCUUGCACAGCGUGUGGUUCCUGUGCUUGCUAAUGAUACUGCAGAAGAGUUGGCUGCAAGGGUUCUCAAUGAGGAGCACCAAUUAUAUGUUGAGGUGGUGGAGGCUUUAUGUGAAGAGCGUGUUGUUUGGAGGGAAGAUGGUGUUCCUCUCAUCCAAAGCAAAGAAAACCCCAAUGAGUUUCGGUGAUUAUCAUUAAUAUGGCGCACAUCUCUCUCCCUUCUUCCACCACCUCCAUUGUGCCCUCUUCACUGCCAUUGGCAUCCUUUCUUCGUCCAAUUCAACGAACACUUCUAUUUUCUUCUACGUCCACUCCACCAGAGCCUCUUCGUCCGCUUUCAUUGUUGGCUUUGCUUCUUCUGUCUUCACCUCCACCAAA
Messenger RNA from Vigna umbellata (rice bean), 1462 nucleotides. RefSeq names its product phosphoribosylglycinamide formyltransferase, chloroplastic. Gene Ontology annotation, cellular component: cytoplasm; chloroplast. Gene Ontology annotation, molecular function: phosphoribosylglycinamide formyltransferase activity. Lineage: Eukaryota; Viridiplantae; Streptophyta; Magnoliopsida; Fabales; Fabaceae. Gene Ontology annotation, biological process: 'de novo' IMP biosynthetic process. The record is from RefSeq and is a predicted model, not a curated record.